This is a messenger RNA of Chrysoperla carnea, 640 nucleotides long. RefSeq lists its product as uncharacterized. The transcript has 2 exons. Lineage: Eukaryota; Metazoa; Arthropoda; Insecta; Neuroptera; Chrysopidae. Bases 32 to 586 code for a protein of 184 amino acids. The record is from RefSeq and is a predicted model, not a curated record.
AAUACACAGUUAAUAUAAUUUAUCUUAUUGCAUGUACCUAACUAUAACCAUGGCUAAAUUGUUGAUCAUUUGUAUUUUUAAUUUACUUUUAAUUGUUAAUUCAUUACAUCUAUUUUCGAAAACCAUAAAAGAUGUACCAAAUUUAGUGUUUCCAAUAAAAAAUCCGCUUCAAAAUAACUUAAUAACUAUACACCGUGGUAAUUCAAAUCAAAGAGGUCAAUAUGGAUCAAUUGGAAAUAGUAACUAUGAGGAUGUACCGGUGUCUAACACAAAUAGAGUAGUGAAUACUAAUAGAAAUAAUAAUCGAAACCAUGGUGAAAGAACUACUGAGAAAAUUGAUGACGAAGAGUUUGUUUCACAAUCAACAACGACUAUUGGUUCAAUGCAAUCAAAACAACAACGUGAAGAAAAUAUUGAUCAUAUUGAUAAUAUUGAAGACAAAAUAUUUGAUUUUGGUGAAGACCUUAAACAAGUAGAUCUUCCAGAAACAACAACUCCAGGGGACACUAGAAGUAUAUUUAAAGUACCAAAUAGAUGUGGUGAAGAUCAAGAACUUGUAAAGGGUAAAUGCCGCACCCAUACGUAAAUUAUAAUCUGUAAACUAAAAAGCUGUUUUUGUAAAUAAAUAUUUUUAAAUCAA